AUGGAAGGUGUGCCCGAGGAAGAUGACGAUGCCUGCAGUGACUAUGGGAGUCCCUGCAGUGACUAUGGGAGUCGCGACAAGCCAGGAACCACUUUAGGAAGGACUGUGCCAGAUGGGAAUGUGCUUUUUCCAGAUAUUUUUCAAACUGAUAAUCUUUUGUUUUAUGAGAGAUUUAAAGCUUAUCAGGACUACAUUUUGGCUGACUGCAAAGCUUCUGAGGUGAAAGAAUUCACAGCUGAGUACCUGGAGAAGGUCCUGGAGCCGGCAGGGUGGCAGGCAAUCUGGCGCACUAAUGUUUUCGAGGUGCUGGUUGAGGUGCUUGACGUGGAGUGCUCGGCUCUGAAGGCGCUCGUGCGCUGCGGCGAGCCGCUCCUGUGCGAGUCGCGGGUUAGCAGCUUCACGGCGGAGAGCGUGCGGGAGCUCCUGGAGCUCAAGGAGCAUCAGAUACCCCUGCAGGAGCUCUGGGUUGUGUACGAUGAGUCGGGAGAGUUUGACCAGACGGCGCUGGCCAUAGAGCAUGUCAGGUUCUUUUACAAGUGCAUUUGGAGGACUUGGGAUGAGGAAGAGGAGGAUGAUUUUGAUUACUUUGUGCGAUGUGUUGAGCCUCGCCUGAGACUGCACUACGACAUCCUUGAGCAUCGUGUUCCCUCCGGGCUUGUGGCUGAUUACCAAAACUUGCUGACUCAGUGUGAGGAGCUCUACGGGAAGUUUUUAGACUUGAGGAGCAGCAUGUCAAGCAAUGAUUCAGACUCAGAAGUAGAAAAUGUUUCCAUGGUGGAAGGCCUAAAACUAUAUGAGAAGAUAGAGCACUUAAAACAAAAGCUAAAAUUAAUUGAGAAUCCUCUUUUGAGGUAUGUGUUUGGUUACCAAAAAUACAGUGGUCUUCAGGCUAAAGGACUGAGACCAGCAGGUACCAAGAUCACUCAUGUUGUGUCCUCAACCAUGAUGGCAAGUCUGUUGCAGUCCUUGAUAAGGGAUAAACUUUGUCCUGAAUCUUAUGGUGAAGAACUAGAAAUACAGUUUCAUAGUGAUCCACUGGCAGCUGUAAAUGCCUGCUAUGAAGGAGACACUGUCAUCAUCUGCCCUGGUCGUUACGUUGUAAAUGGUGUGUUCUGCAUUGCUGAUUCAAUUGAACUAGAAGGCUAUGGUUUGCCAGAUGAUGUCGUGAUAGAAAAGCGAGGGAAAGGAGACAACUUUGUUGACUGUACAGGAGCCGAUAUAAAGAUCUCCAAUGUGAAGCUAGUCCAGCAUGAUGCUGUGGAGGGGGUUGUAAAUGUUCACCAUGGGAAGACCACCCUGGAGAACUGCGUCCUGCAGUGUGAGACCACAGGCAUAACGGUGCGGACAGCAGCCGAGCUGGUGAUGAAGAAAUCGGAUCUGUACGGUGCGAAGGGUGCUGGUGUGGAAAUUUAUCCAGGUAGUACGUGCACCCUGUUAGACAACGGCAUACACCACUGCAAGGAGGGAAUCCUUAUAAAGAACUUCCUAGAUGAGAAUUAUGACAUCCCCAAGAUAACCAUGGUCAAUAACAUGAUUCAUAAUAAUGAAGGGUAUGGAGUGGUCCUGGUUAAACCAACGAUCCCAUCUGAUGUAAACGAUUUUUCAGCAGUAAAAAGAGAAGGUAUGUUUGCCUGGGAGGCUCACACUGGCAGUGAGGGUGCCUGUGUAGAGGCCCUCAGACGCGAAGAGCUACCUGGAUGUAUCACUGCUGAUUUGGAGCGUUACGAGCAAGAUCUGAUUGCUGAGCAAGCUGAAAGCAAUUAUGAAAUUGCAAACGAACUUGGUGCCACUUCUGCAAAGAAGAGCCAGAUGCACAAGAAAAGGCUGAGUAAACUGGGAAUCACAGAAGCUGAUGACAACUUAAUGUCACAGGAAAUGUUUGUUUCUAUUGUGGACAACCAGUUCAAAUGGAAUGGGAAAGGGAGCUUUGGUACCUUUCUUUUCUGACUGUCCUCACUCUUAAUGGCUUGGCAGUGUAAGAUUUGCACAGCUAUUAAUAUCACUGCUGCUUUGCAAGAGGUUGGUCUGUUUCAUCUGCCUUCCAUUAUGUUAUUAAAAUGUGAUAAGUAUUUUUUAGCAGUUUAUAUAUUGCAUGUGGAAAUCUUGCUUCCU
Tinamus guttatus (white-throated tinamou) is the source of this 2112-nucleotide messenger RNA. Lineage: Eukaryota; Metazoa; Chordata; Aves; Tinamiformes; Tinamidae. The record is from RefSeq and is a predicted model, not a curated record.